Stereum hirsutum FP-91666 SS1 is the source of this 1485-nucleotide messenger RNA. RefSeq lists its product as uncharacterized. The transcript is spliced from 4 exons. Lineage: Eukaryota; Fungi; Basidiomycota; Agaricomycetes; Russulales; Stereaceae. Bases 66 to 1109 code for a protein of 347 amino acids. The record is from RefSeq and is a predicted model, not a curated record. Gene Ontology annotation, molecular function: DNA-binding transcription factor activity. Gene Ontology annotation, biological process: regulation of DNA-templated transcription.
GUGCCACCCGGCUUUCCCUCUUUCAACUCCCCGCCAUCGCUCUCCUCGACGCCCACCAUCUCCCCAUGUCGUCGGGCAAGCGAGGUAGAAAACGCAAUGACAAUCUCCCUCCCAACCGCGCGAGGGAUGUCCAGCGUGCUUUUCGCGCUCGACGCGCCGCUCACCUCGAAGCUCUCGAGCAGCGGGUCGCAGAACUUGAAGAAGAGAACAAUACGCUCCGUGUUGCGCUGAACCUCCCUCCAGCUAACCGACCUCCGCUUGGCAAGGGACCUACUGGGAAGGACAAACCGAAACACCCUUCAUCUGCGUCAGGUUCGCGUUCACAGGAUGCUCUGUCACGCCCUCCAGACUCCACGAGCCGUGGAGACUCAGCCGACUCCCCAGAUUCUACUCGGACUCAUUCCCUGUCUCCGUCCACCAUGACCGCCACUGCGGGAACCAUGCGAGCCUCUCCCCAUUCGGCAUCCAAUGUCGAAGGAACCGCUUGGGAUCAGCAGAUGCUUGUCACCGAACAACAGCAACAACAACAACAACAACCCGAGCCGUCCGCGUCCUCAUCGUCGACUGGCUAUCCUAUGCCGACACAUAAGCCCGCGCCUCAGUCGCAAUACACUUAUUCCAGUCCAAUUCCCGCUACAUCACGUCCCUCUAUGCCCAAUGGCAUUUACCUCCCUCCCGUCUCACAGGCGCCGCACAACUACUCCCAUACCGCCGAACGGCCCAUGCCCGAAUCUUAUGCAGCCUCAAGCUACGCCCCUCUUCGCGGCGUUCGCGAGGAGCACCAACAGUUUUCCUAUCCACAGGCGUCCUUUCAACAGUCCGAUACAGGACAGCCCAUCUCGCAUCAUCACUCACCUCCUGUCUCCGUCCCCCAAGUGCACGAUGCCCGAGAGACCUCUACGCAAUCUUCCAUGCCCUAUCCUCAUCGACGUUCUAUUCCAGAGCCUCAGUACGGCCGUCCACUCAUCAACCACUAUCAACCACUUCCUCCCCCUCACUCCUCUAACCAUCCUCAAAUGACGAUGUCCGGCUCCAUGCGUCGCCUGUCACCGCCUCGCAUUUCCGAUAACUCCCACACUCUACGUCCGCCGUACGGUACUAUCGAUUGAUUUAUUUCCUCAUUGCCUGUUCUAAUCAAUCAAUCAUUCAUCCACGCCUGGCCCUCGCCGGUCGCACGGCCGUUAGCAACCCCAAAUCGACCUCCCAGUCCACUCCACGUGUUAUCUAUCAUAAUUCUCAUCGACCGUCUUUUCUCUUUCUGCUUCGUACGAGAAGUUUCUGUAUCAUUAUUCUUUUGGGCUCGCCUUUACGUUGCCACUUUGUUUGUUUUAUCGUGUCACGAUGUUGGUGGAGGUUUGCUGCAACCCGAGAGUGUUUCACAUUGUAUUGGGGUUCGGACGGUAGCGGUUUUCGGCGUCCACAUUAUUUAAUCCAUCUGGAAGCUUCCGAACCAGGCAUGUAUGUCUCUAGGAUUCUGUCCUUUGC